This is a messenger RNA of Helobdella robusta, 1509 nucleotides long. RefSeq lists its product as hypothetical. Gene Ontology annotation, biological process: receptor guanylyl cyclase signaling pathway; protein phosphorylation; cGMP biosynthetic process. The transcript is spliced from 11 exons. Lineage: Eukaryota; Metazoa; Annelida; Clitellata; Rhynchobdellida; Glossiphoniidae. Gene Ontology annotation, molecular function: protein kinase activity; peptide receptor activity; ATP binding. The record is from RefSeq and is a predicted model, not a curated record. The coding region runs from base 1 to 1509 and encodes 502 amino acids.
AUGUUGGUAUCUGUUUGUUACUCAAAUAUACACAGCAUCAAACUGACCAAAGAGGAUUUAGUUGAACUGGUCAAAAUGAAGGAGCUCCAACACGACAACUUGCUCCCUUUCUUAGGCGCCUGCUCAGACGAUGACAAAAUUUGUUACAUCGUUAAAUAUUGCAGUAGAGGUUCUUUACAGGAUGUUCUGAAUGAUGGCGACAAGAAACUGGACUGGUCUUUCAAACUGUCGUUCGUGAUGGAUAUUGUGAAGGGCAUGUCCUACUUGCACAAGUCGUUUUUCCAGUUUCACGGAAAGUUGAACAGCAACAACUGCCUGGUGGACAACAGAUGGGUAAUCAAAAUAACUGGAUUUGGCUUGCGUGCCUUUAGAACGCCCACCACAGCAGAUGAAACGCAUGAGGAAUUCUAUAAAGAACUUUUAUGGACAGCCCCUGAAAUUUUGAGAUCGAGCAUCAAACAUUUGGGAAGUCAGAAAGGGGAUGUGUACAGUUUUGGUAUUAUCUGUCAUGAAAUUGUCUUUAGGUUGUAUCCGUACCAAGAAACUGGUCUGUCCGUUAAAGAAAUAGUGGAAAAAAUAAUGUUCAGCGUCGAUGUUUCUUUUCGACCUUCAAUGAUUUCCAACGAGUCGAAGAGUGUCAUCCCAUCAAUGUUGGAGUUGAUUCAGAAGUGCUGGCAUGAGAUCCCAGCAGAGAGACCACCAUUUGAACAUGUCAGCAAACUCCUGCUCAAGUUCACAAACAAAACCAACACAAACAUAGUGGACAGUAUGUUAGAAAAACUGGAGAAAUACGCAAACGAGCUUGAAAUAAUUGUGGAGCAGAGAACUGAAGAGCUGGUUGAUGAAAAGAGGAAAACUGAUUUGUUGCUACACAGCAUGCUACCCCCGUUUAUAGCUGAAGAACUAAAAGCUGGUCGAAAAGUUGAACCAAAAAUGUACCAAAACGCCACGGUGUAUUUCUCAGACAUUGUUGGGUUCACGACGUUGUCAUCUCAAAGCACUCCCAUGCAGAUUGUGGAUCUGCUUAAUGAUCUCUAUGGAGCAUUUGAUGAUACCAUCUCCAGGCAUAAUGUUUACAAGGUUGAGACGAUAGGAGAUGCGUACAUGGUUGUGAGUGGUCUGCCUCAGGUAACAGAGCGCCAUGUCGUGGAAAUAUGCAACAUGGCAUUGGAUCUGCUGGGCAUCGUCAAGACCUUCAAGAUCAGACAUCGGCCUGAGAUGACACUCAUGUUGAGGAUUGGCAUUCAUUCGGGACCUUGUGCUGCUGGAGUGGUCGGUCACACGAUGCCUCGCUACUGCUUGUUUGGUGAUACGGUCAACACCGCAUCCAGGAUGGAAUCAACUGGUGAAGCCCUCAAAAUCCACUUGAGCACACCAGCCAGAGAUCAACUCCUCCAGUUUCCUGGCUACGUCAUCGAGUUGAGAGGUCGCACUGAGUUGAAGGGCAAGGGAACGAUGGUAACGUACUGGUUGCUUAUGAAGGAGCUGAACGAACCUAACAUUCAUUAA